AUGUCUAAGACCAAGUACCAAGAUAUCAUCCUAACCAUAGAAGGUCAAAUCGGAAUCAUUAAAUUUAACCGUCCUAAAUCCCUCAAUUCAUUCGGCGGCAAGCUCAUGGCGGAGACAACUGCAGCCAUGCGUGAAUUGAAUGAUCAUCCUGACACCGUUUUCACGGUUCUUACUGGAGAAGGAAGAUUCUUCUCAGCUGGUGCUGAUGUGAGGGGUUCUGGAUUAGAUUCCGACGAGACAUAUGCCAAUGAUGCCGAGAAAAAGUUGGCAUAUAUUACUCGCUUUGCCCCAGGUCUCGAAAUGCUCCGCAGUAUAAUCGACCAUAAAAAAGUAUUCGUCGUAGCCCUCAAUGGCCCAGCUGUAGGCGGCGGCGCAGCCUGGUUCACAGGGAGUUCUGACAUCCUGCUCGCCUCGACCUCGACCUAUCUGCAGAUAAACUUCUCCUCCCUCGGCCUAGUCCCCGAAUAUGGCUCCGCCAUCAACCUGGCGCAAAGCAUGGGCGUGCACCGCGCCAACGAGAUGCUGAUGUUUGGACGCAAGCUUACUGCUGAGGAAUUGCAGCAGUAUGGUAUGGUGAACCAUAUCUUCCCUGCGGAGGGCUUCCAGGAGAGCGUCAAGGGCUUCUUAGAAGAGCAAUUGAGGACUAAUGAUGGGAAGAGUAUGAUUGAGGUUAAGAGGCUGCAGAAUGCGCCCCUGAGGGAUGGGAGGUUGGUUGCUGUGGCUAAUGCUAUGGAUGCGCUGGCUGAGAGGUUCGUGGAUGGAGCUCCAAGGGCGAGGUUUGCGGAGAAGAAGAAGCAGUUGGAAGGUAUGUCGUCUUUCUUUCUGUGUUAUUGCUGGGCUUGCUGA
This is a messenger RNA of Lachnellula hyalina, 846 nucleotides long. RefSeq names its product Enoyl-CoA delta isomerase, mitochondrial (gene Eci2). Gene Ontology annotation, cellular component: peroxisomal matrix. Gene Ontology annotation, biological process: fatty acid beta-oxidation. The record is from RefSeq and is a predicted model, not a curated record. Bases 1 to 846 code for a protein of 281 amino acids. The transcript is spliced from 4 exons. NCBI's taxonomy places the organism in Eukaryota, Fungi, Ascomycota, Leotiomycetes, Helotiales, Lachnaceae.